Panicum hallii is the source of this 811-nucleotide messenger RNA. Its product is annotated as probable steroid-binding protein 3. The coding region runs from base 16 to 546 and encodes 176 amino acids. The record is from RefSeq and is a predicted model, not a curated record. Gene Ontology annotation, cellular component: membrane; endomembrane system. Lineage: Eukaryota; Viridiplantae; Streptophyta; Magnoliopsida; Poales; Poaceae. The transcript has a single exon.
ACGGAUCUGUGGUCCAUGCCGUUUCACUCUCCCGAGGGGCACAGUCGCGUGGCAUUCACGCAGACGCAGCUGGCUGCUCAGUCUCCUGCUCGCAUCACACCGCCGGUGCCCACCGCUUCCUUCGCCGCUUCAGUUGCAAUCGCCAAGUCGCAACAAUCUACGGCACCACCUACCGCGCGCAGCGGCAACCAGCCCGAUCCCCUUUCCCUUCGCCCCACCGCACCGAGCGGCACGAUGGCGACGGAGCUGACGGCGGCGCAGCUGCGGGCGUACGACGGCACCGACCCAUCCAAGCCGAUCUACGUCUCCAUCCGCGGCAAGGUCUAUGACGUCACCUCCGGCCGCAGCUUCUACGGGCCCGGCGGCGCCUACGCCAUCUUCGCCGGCCACGAGGCCAGCCGCGCCCUCGGCAAGAUGUCCAAGGACGAGGCCGACGUCUCCGGCGACCUCUCCGGCCUCACCGAUAAGGAGCUCGGCGUCCUCGCUGACUGGGAGACCAAGUUCCAGGCCAAGUACCCCGUCGUCGCCCGCCUCGUCGACGCCUGAACUCGAAAUGUGAAGUCAAAACCCCCCAUCAGCGGCGACCACCACCACCUCGGCAAGUAUCAGUGUAACUGUAUCCUACCUCUUGUAGCCUUGUGCUUGCUACAUUAGCUACCAAAUAAUCUCAAGGAUGUAUGUUCCUGCUACAUAACUCUCUGCAUUUGGUAUCUGUCAGGAUGUAUGUGCUUGUUUGCUGUGUAAUUGCAUGACCAAUAAUCUGAUUGAAAGAUUGGGGUUGGUUUAAGUAUUGGGAUCAGUGGCUUUGCAA